AGCAGGACUGAGACAGUUGGGAAGCGCCCAACACCUACACCUGUGGGGAUGGCUGGGGUUUCCAAGGUCCCCUCGGAGACACUGCCCUCCCCUCACCCCAUGGGACCUGCUCUGCACUUCCCCGCCUCCGGGACAACUGGGAUUCUCCGAUGCUCCCUCGGGUUCUAACUACCACCUCCUCAGCCUGUGUCACUGUGUCCAGAGUGAGACACGGUGAAGGGUCAGCGGCCUUGAGAUGAGAUGAUACCGCCCAGCCGCACAGAGACCACGUGGAAUCACACACUGUAAAACAAUGCCAAGAGCAAAGGAAAGAAAACAGAAACCCAAAGGGGCUCCCGAACCGGUGAUUCCCAUUCUUCAGAAGUUCUUGAGGACAUACCAGAAGCAUUGCACACAGACUCGGACCUCCAUGUGUCCCGCCAUCCGAAGGGACCUGAAGAGCAGCAUGGACACAGAGAAGGUCCUCAGGAAGUUUAUGCUUGUAAGAGCCGGCGACUUCGAGACGAGCAGACGACUUGUCUCCCUGGAGCCUUUGCUAAUGACCAUCCGCGAGGAAAACUACACGCUGGGCAGGGAGCUGUGCAUCUGGGGCCUCCAGCUGACCAACCAGGAGAUCGCCAGACUUGCUUUGUUUCUGGAGCAGAAGGUGUACACAGCCUGCCCACUCACCACCUUGGAAAUCCUGGACUGCAAGAUGGAUCUGUGGUCCCUGAGGCGGCUCGGGCAGGCGCUGAAGUUCAGCAGCUUGCAUUUCCUGGUCCUCGAUUACUGCAAGUUUGGACAUGAAGAACUUGAGAAUAUCUUCUCAGGCCUGGAGAGCAACCAAAGGCUCCGAGUCCUCAGUCUGCGCUACUGUGGGCUGGGGCCCCAGAGUGGGCCAAGGCUGGGCUCUGUCAUCAGCCGGAGCGCCAUUUGCGAUCUGCGCCUGGAUGGAAAUUAUUUGCAGUGUUCUGGAGCUCUGGCUCUCCUUAGACCCAUAGCAGACUAUGCAGAGAUACAGCAAAAGAACCAGCCUGCCUUACCAUCAUCACACGCUGGAAGUGCCCCUCAGCUUCCCCAAGUGCGCAGGGGAGGAAACUCAAGUCUGAGCCAGAUUGUGAAAUCUUUCGAAGCUUUAACAGUGAAAAAGACCUCACAGAAGAAAAGGAGGAAAGGAGGAAUCAGGAAAACAGUUAAAACCUUGAUGGAAGCCGGCCCUUGGGUAGUGGCGCUGCAUCUGGCAGAUAACUGCAUAGACGGGACGGGAAAGGAUGGAGAGCGACUGCUGGAACUCACUCGAGCUUUAACAUGCCUGAUCCAAUAUUCUACUCACUUAAGGGAAAUUGACCUUGGAAACAAUGUCCUGGGAGAAAUGGCUACAGUUGACAUCCUGGAAGCACUGAGAGCCAGAAAGACAGGUAAACUACCAUCCUUAAAAAUCACGGUCACUGCCCGUAUCUCUUCGGAAACCUUCAGAGCUAUUUGGAAACUUGGCAAGAAAUCCAAGACCGGUAAAAAGAAGAAAAAGGUAAAAAUCUGAAUACAGAUGCCAUUUUUCCAAAUGGAUGUCACCUGUUUCCAUGUCCAGACUGACAUAGCUACAAAGAUACUGCUUGUUGAACACAAAUAUUUUUCAUUGCCGUCACUCCUGUUUGGGUUCUAAAAUUCAUUAAGACCACUUAGGAGUACCUCUCCCGUCACACAAAUCAGUCUCUUAGCUGUGGGUUUUCAUUCUGCCCCUGCUGCCACUAAGACACCAGGAGAAGGCCAAGGCUUCACUAGCAGCAUCACGACUGAGAAAGGCAUUACUUCUGGAGACCCACCUAUCAGCGCUGGCCUACCAUGGGGAAGACUCCUUGCCCAUCUUUCUAAGGAGCAUCUAACUGUAACAAGCCAGUGCAUGUCAUGACAGUGAAGAUGCCUCGUGCUGGGUACCAACUUGAUUGAAGGUUGAAGACAAGAAGCACAGAAGGAAAGGACACUGACAAAAUUGAUGAAUGGGAAAAUUCAAAAAGUAAUUGGUUUUGAUAACAAAGUGGGGCUUAGGACUGUUGAAACAGGACCUAAAAUCAUAAACCCUAAGUAAUUAAAGUCAAACCCAGUGUGGUGGUACAGACCUGUAAUCCCAGAGGCUGGGAGUAAAUUUAAAGACAAUCCAGCUAUAUAGGGAGUUCAAGGCCAUCCUGGGCUACAUGAGACCAUGUCUCAAAUACAAAAAGAAAGGAAGAGAGGGA
This is a messenger RNA of Psammomys obesus (fat sand rat), 2213 nucleotides long. RefSeq lists its product as uncharacterized. The transcript is spliced from 11 exons. Bases 293 to 1519 code for a protein of 408 amino acids. NCBI's taxonomy places the organism in Eukaryota, Metazoa, Chordata, Mammalia, Rodentia, Muridae. The record is from RefSeq and is a predicted model, not a curated record.